This is a messenger RNA of Amoebophrya sp. A120, 1414 nucleotides long. The record is from the annotation of a GenBank genome assembly. NCBI's taxonomy places the organism in Eukaryota, Dinophyceae, Syndiniales, Amoebophryaceae.
AUGGGAACUGAAAAACUGAAGGGACGUCACGAAGUAGAGGGUGCAGAGCACGAAGAAAUGGUAGGAGUACAACAGGAUGACGAUUUGGACGACGCUGCGCAAGCUGAUGCCAGCAAGCGGCAAAAUGGCGGUGAGAAAAAGCAAGAGCCAGCAAAAGCGGCAAUAAAAGCAGAUGCCGGUGGGACGGGCUUUUUUCUGGACCUGUCAGCAACAGACCUGGAAGAAAAUUUUGAUUUGAAAGAGUCCUCUUCAAAAGCCAUGGUGAAGGAGAUUGCGGCAGCGCUGCGUGAGUCAAAAAAGAAAGCGAGUAGCAAAGUUGCAGCUUCAGCAGUGAAAGAGACGAACGCGAAUCAUGCUAAGCGCAAGCCCAGCCUCGAUCUUGAGCUCGACAUCCCAGGAUUGGAAAGCGACGACGAGGAAAACAAGCAGGCAAAGACGGUGUCUUUGCAAGUGGGGGCAAGCGGAGCAGAUUUUGACGUCAUUGAUUCAGGUAAGAACGCAUCCAGUUCAUCCACCAUGAGUGUCGAUUUGACGAAUCACACGAACUUGUCGCACCCGACACCUACUAGCUCUUCCAAGACAUCAGUUCGGAGCACUGCCACCGCGUCGAGUGCGCCCAGUGACAAGCCUAAAAGCAUCUCUUCCGGUGGUGCCGUCCCGUCCUCUUCUUCCGCACUGGAGCCGCGGUCGAACCUUCCUACUUCCAGCGCUUUCCACUCCAAGAAGCGAGGCAGGAGUCCAGCGGAAGGGACCCAGCAGCCCGUUUCCGCCUCCGCCGGCAACGACGCUAAGGAUUCUGAGCCCGACCGUCUGCAAAAACUAAGUUUGUUCGAGAAAAGCACCCGUCAGCGGAUGCACGUGCGUGCCUAUUUCGACUACGAGACCGAUCCAGUGAAAACGCCGAAGAAGGAGGGAAAGCAUAGGGAACCAGCGACUUUUUUCUGGUUCAUGUUUGACCAUCCGCUUAAGGACACACUGUUGUGUCGUGGAACGGUGAAGAAGGACCUGCUCUCUCCUAGCACGCUGGAACGAAUUUCGCAGGGACAAGCUGUUGAUCUGCAGGUAGUCCCGUGGAUCGACGAGACAAGGAAAAAAGCGUCCUCCAUCAAAUUGGCGUCUCGUUAUGCGAAAAAUGAUACGUACAGGUUGCGUGAGAUAGGGAGUGCGAAGAGCUAAAAAACUACAUCUUAAUAUUACCCGCCCCAUCAGCAUUGACAAAGAAAAGCGACCGAGUUAGAAAUAUCGAAACGUUCCAAACUGACACUCACAUCACAUUGAGUACCGCUAUGUACAUGUAUCAAUACGGCACAAAUACAACACCUGCGACAGUGCACGACGCUAAAUGGGGCAGCUUCAUCAUGCUGUGUUCGCGAUGCCGAAGCAUGAUCUUUCACUUUGCUGUCUUGGGCUAAAC